Drosophila obscura is the source of this 2891-nucleotide messenger RNA. RefSeq lists its product as uncharacterized. The transcript has a single exon. Gene Ontology annotation, cellular component: plasma membrane. NCBI's taxonomy places the organism in Eukaryota, Metazoa, Arthropoda, Insecta, Diptera, Drosophilidae. Bases 777 to 2777 code for a protein of 666 amino acids. The record is from RefSeq and is a predicted model, not a curated record. Gene Ontology annotation, molecular function: protein binding.
UAUCUGUGGUUGAACUCCUCUGAAUAUGCUCGACCGAGGCAAAUAUUCAAUAUUCCGCACUUUCGAAAGUCCUGAUUGGUGCUAUGCAGGUAUAUGUAAUUAUCCUCAUAUAUACAUAUAACAGACAGAAGUAAGCGUUUUCAAAGCCAUAAAGUAUAUGGCUCCAGUAAUGAUGCUCCACUUUAGCACCUGAUCUGUGAUAUCAUCCAAUCCAGCCCAUCCCCAUGACCAAUAAAUACCAAUCAAAAUGCCCAAACUAAACAAACCAUUUCAAUUUCCAUGGAAGUCCGCAAGUCAUGUACGCAGUUCAGUUCGGGGCAGAUCGCUCUCACAGCUGCUGAUACCCACAAUGUUUUACAUAUAAACAAAUUUCCACAGCCACUUUGGAUGGAGCAUGAUUCUUUUUGUGCGAAAAGUGUUUGAGAGAUUAGGAACAGGAGCCGGGAGCAGACAGCGGGAGGACGGACCAGGCGAUGACAGCCGAAAGAGUGCGUUUCGAAUACUCAUAGGAAUCAGCGUUCGCUCCCAGAGAGCGAGGAGUCUUGGCUAAAAAUAUAACACAACGACGAAUCUCUGAGAAAUAUUUUUUAAUAUUAAAAGAAAACUCUGGGAGAUGGCGGAGGGGGGGCUGCUGCUGCUGGUGCCACGCAAAGGUGCGCUGCAGUGUGGUUUUUCAGCUCUUUUCCAAUGUGAGGGUCGCUCCUUAGCUCUCAGUUGAGUUUUCGCACGCGUCGCGUACGAACACGGAUGAAACAGACUCGCAGUGGCACGCACCGAUGGGCAGCCCCUGGCAUUCCCCUCAGACGAUGACGCACUGCGUCGGCCUUUUUGGCUGCCUCUGUCUGCUGGUGUUCUUGUCACACGUGAGGGCGGCAGCAGCAGCUGACGAUGAGAUGUCUUCCGCCUACGCAUCGACUUCCACUUGCGUCAUACGCGCCACGCUCUACAUGACGCCAGCAUGGGAUCGCAGCGACCAAGACUUUGGCCUGCCCCUGGACAUUGAUUGCUCCGGAAACGGCACGCUGGAGGCACUGGCCGCCUUCGACCUUGGCGCCCAGCGGGUGGCUGGCAAGAGUCAUGUUCUGCUGGACGGCGCUCACACGCCGCCACUCGGCGUUGCCAGCUAUGGCCUGGAGUAUCUGGAUAAUUGUCCGCAUCUGCAGAGCCUGCAGAUCGAGCGAUUCGUUGGUGACUCCACCCUCAGGCUGGGUUGCGGAGGUCCCAUUCUAAACAAGAUGAUAGCUGUGUACCUGAAGAAUAAUGAUCUCGGCACGCUAAGUGGGAAUAGCUUCGAGCAAUUGCCGCAUUUGAGGCGUCUUCAGAUUCAAGGUAACUCCCUGCGGUUCAUGGAACCACUGCUGGGCUGUGGGAUACUCAAGGAGCUGAGCAUCAGGGAGGAGGAACAGUUGGUUCUGAGAGGUGGUGACAUUAUUGCACAGCUGCCGCAGCUUAAAAAACUUAGCUUUAGUCGCCUCAAGAUGAUUGAAUCUGAGUUUUUUGAUGAAUUGCCUGAGAAUCUCACAGAACUCGUUGUGCAGAAGACACCAAUCGACAAGAGAAGCCUACGCCUGACGAGUGGAACAUCUCAGCUGAUUAAUGUGACCAUUGUGGAUUGCCAACUGAACAGAUUUUACCUUGAACCAUACGAAAAUCGGAAAAUGCUCCGCUUGAACCUUAGUAGCAAUACCUUGAUCUCACUGGAACUGGGAGAAAGUUCUCUUAUAUCGCUGGAUCUCAGCAGGAAUCAAUUGGGAAACCUUACCAGUGGCUGGUUCAGAGGACUGACGCGACUCCAAGAGCUACGGUUGCAGGAUAAUCGCCUCCACACGCUCUCCUUAGGGCAGCUGCUGCAGAUCGCACCACAAACCCUCCAACUUCUAGAUUUGCGAUCGAAUCAGUUGAUGAGUAUGAAAGAUGUGGACGCGCGAUUGGAACAGCAGUCCAUGCAGCUGCGGAUGUUUAUCGAUGGCAAUCCCUGGAGCUGCCAGUGGCUGCUCAACUUCUCGCACAGCCAACCGCAGAUGUUCCGGCUCUUGCAGUACUCCAAAUACAUUUCCCACAUCAAUGUGAAUGGAUUAAGCUGCAGUCCCCAGGAGGCACCCACAGAAGGGCCGACCAAAAAGGAGCGACCGCCGGGCAGGAUUAUGCAUGUGUCCCUCAAUAACUCCUUUGUUCCGGUGCCACAUCCCAACACGAAUGUCUCCAGCUUCACAGUAUUAUACGGCAAUCCGGUGGAGCUGCAUCGCAGCCAACGUUCUGGGGCCCUCGUCAUUGUAUUUAUGCUGCCAUUGGGGAUCGCCUUGCUCUUCCUGCUGCUCUACCUCUACCUGCACUGCGAGCGGCUCUUCCACUUGUCCUACUAUAUUUCGGGACUGUCGUGCUUUGGCGAUGGCAAGGGCUCCAGCCAGCCUCGCUUCGUGGAUCAUGUGGAUAUUGUGCGCUACCCCAUAGCCAAUGGCAAUGGUGCGGCCCGAGUGGACUUGGAGCCCGCUCUGGCCGAUGGCUAUGAGACGCCGGUGAGUGGUGGCGCCUCCAUUUGCAACUGCACGGGCCAUAGAGAUUCCUCGUGCUCGCGCACGCAUCAUGUGACGUAUGAGUCACUGCCCACGGAGCUGCCGUAUCAACUGUACGCCGAGAUCAAGGAACUGGCGGAGAACGGAGAGACGAAAGGGAUGCUGGAAGGAGACGCAGAGCCCACAGCGCCGAUUUACGACCACCUGUCGUUCGAGGAAGAAGGGAAACAGAAGGAGGAACUACUAGGGGGAGACAAUUUGUAGGUCUCGUUUAAUCUUCUCCCAUCUGUUGAUUCUGCUGCUUGUUGUUUUGGUGUGUAACUAAUGACUAAAUUCAUGUCUAGAUGUAAGGUAUAAUUAAAGUUUCUUUUUAAAUUG